Messenger RNA from Penicillium lagena, 1974 nucleotides. Its product is annotated as methionine--tRNA ligase MES1. Gene Ontology annotation, molecular function: methionine-tRNA ligase activity; ATP binding. NCBI's taxonomy places the organism in Eukaryota, Fungi, Ascomycota, Eurotiomycetes, Eurotiales, Aspergillaceae. The record is from RefSeq and is a predicted model, not a curated record. The coding region runs from base 1 to 1974 and encodes 657 amino acids. The transcript is spliced from 4 exons. Gene Ontology annotation, cellular component: aminoacyl-tRNA synthetase multienzyme complex; cytosol. Gene Ontology annotation, biological process: methionyl-tRNA aminoacylation.
AUGGCCGCAACAGACCCCAUCCUGCCCAAGGACGGCGAGCGGAAUAUCCUGAUCACGUCCGCCUUGCCCUAUGUCAAUAAUGUGCCGCACCUGGGCAAUGUCAUCGGCUCUGUGCUGAGUGCGGAUGUGUUUUCGCGCUACCACAAGGCCUGCGGUCGACGAACCCUGUACAUCUGCGGUACGGACGAAUACGGCACCGCGACAGAAACCAAGGCGCUCGAGGAAAAGGUGUCGCCGGAGGAGCUCUGCGCCAAGUACAAUGCCAUUCACCAGGAAGUGUACAAAUUCUUCGACAUUGGCUUCGACUACUUCGGUCGCACUCCGACACAGCAGCACACGGAGAUCACGCAGAGCAUCUUCAUGCGCCUAUACGAGAACGGGUGUCUAGCCGAGCAGACCUCCGAACAACCCUUUUGCGAACAGCACGGCUCGUUCCUAGCAGACCGCUACGUCGAAGGAGAAUGUCCCCGGUGCCACUACGACGACGCACGUGGUGAUCAAUGCGACAAAUGUGGCAAUCUCAUCGAUCCUUUUGAUCUGAUCAAGCCCCGCUGCAAACUCGACGGGGCAGCCCCGGUUCGCCGUGAGACGAAACACGUCUACCUGCUGCUUGAUAAGCUACAGCCGGAGAUCGAGAAGUGGGUGCACUCUGCCAUCGAAAAGGGUGCUUGGCCGAAGAACUCGCGCGUCAUCACCGAGUCCUGGCUCAAGGAGGGGCUGAAGCCCCGUGGGAUCACAAGAGAUCUGAAGUGGGGCGUGCCUGUCCCGCUGAAGGGCUAUGAAACUGGCAAGACGAUCUAUGUCUGGUUCGAGGCUUGUAUUGGCUAUCCGUCUAUCACAGCCAACUACACAAAGGAUUGGGAGCAGUGGUGGCGUAACCCAGAAAACGUGCAACUGUACCAGUUCCUUGGCAAGGAUAACGUGCCAUUUCACUCCGUCAUCUUCCCCGCUAGUCAGCUCGGAACUAAGGACAAGUGGACCAUGCUGCAUCAUCUGAGCGCCACGGAAUAUCUGAAUUACGAAGGCGGGAAAUUUAGCAAGUCCCGCGGUGUUGGUGUAUUUGGCACUACUGCGAAGCAGACCGGUGUGCCCCCGGACGUGUGGCGGUACUAUUUGCUGAAGAACCGGCCCGAGACUGGCGAUACGCAAUUUGAGUGGCGUUCGUUUGUGGAAGCCAACAACAGCGAGCUGUUGGCCAAGUACGGCAACCUGGUAAACCGGGUGGUGAAGAUUGUGGCUGCCAAGUACGAUUCGGUCAUCCCCGAAUUUGCAGUGCCCAAUACCGAGAUCUUCAAUGACUUCCUCAAGGAAGUGACGGAUUUGAUCCGCCAAUAUAUUGGUGAGAUGGAAAGCGUGCACCUGCGCGCCGGUGUGCACACGGCUAUGAAGAUCGCCGAAGCCGGCAAUGGUCUGAUCCAAGCCAAUCGGCUCGACAAUGCUUUGAUUGCCAACGAGCCCGAGAAGGCCGCCGCUGUGGUGGGCACCGUCCUAAAUCUGAUCUAUUUGUUGUCUAGCGUCUUUGCGCCGUACAUGCCUGCAUCAUCCAAGUCGAUUUUGGAGCAAUUAGAUGCACCAUUCCUACUAAUCCCUAGUCUGGAGAGCAUCAAGGAUGGAUGGAAGCCAACGGCGCUCAAGCCCGGUCACAAGAUCGGCAAGGCGCAGUACCUGUUCUCGCGGAUCGAUCCGAAGAAGGCGGAUGAGUGGCGCGACAUGUUCGGUGGCUCUCAGGCGGAUCGAAAGAAGAAGGACGAGGAAGCCGCCAAACUAGCAGCUAAGAAAGCAGCUAGCAAGGCAAAGAAGAAGGAGAAGAAGGAGAAAGCCAAGGGCCCGGCUCCUCCUUCCGGUGGCGUCGAGGCAUCCGCGAAGGGUGGUGCCGGUGCGAACCGUCCUACUGUCGCGACGGAGGGCAACGACGACGAAGCGGUCGACAAGAUCGCCGAUGGCGUGUCUCAGGUGACGCUGCCGACGUCGUAG